UAUUAGUAUUCAUAAUGAAUCAAUAAUUCUUUGGCAACUCAAGAUUGGCCAUUCAAAGAGCUCAAUAACUUCACUAAUUCUUCACUUAAUCAGUCAUUUAUGAUCAAUUCAAAUAUACAGCCAAAAUGCCCUAAUAUCCAAAAAUUGUAUUUUUGCAAUCGAACCAAUUUAUCAGAAAUCUGGUUGAAAAGUAAUUUUAUCUUUGAAACAUAGACAAUUCCUUUAAUAUUCAAUUAUUGAUGCAUAGAAAUCUAGUGGAGUAGUAAAAUUAUAAUGUAUAUCAAUAGGAUGGUGUAGCUAGAUUAGCAGAAUAAGUAUAAUUGCAAUCUACUUAAACUAAUGGUGCUUUAUUAUUUGGAUUCCCAAAUACAGCAGUUGAAGCAGAAAGGUAAUUGAAAAAAUAAAAAAUAUUAAAGCCUUGAUAGAUUAUUGGAUGGAAUCAAUUUAGCAGUUAGAUUCAGGUUGUCUGACUCACUAGCAUAGAAAAUUGCAGGAUCAUUUCUAUCAUGUUAAUCAUGUGGUAAGGUCUUCAAUACUAGUUUGCCAUUCAUUACACCAACACAUCCAGGAUACUAAAAUAAUGUAUAAAUUUGUCAACGACAUUUAGUGUUAAUCACCAAGCAAAUGCGCUUUAGAAUCAAGUUCAGCUCCAACUGAUUAGGUCAAUGCUGAAGUUGUUAAUUACUAUCAACAGAAAGUAUAAAUUGGAUUAAUGAUAGGGUGCUUAUCUUGAAUAUGAAAUCAACGAAGAGCAUUUAUUGUAUGACUCAUAAGAGUUCUUUGAAAAGUUAGAUAAUGCAGUGGCAACGCAUAUCAAAGUGUGAU
This is a messenger RNA of Paramecium octaurelia, 825 nucleotides long. NCBI's taxonomy places the organism in Eukaryota, Ciliophora, Oligohymenophorea, Peniculida, Parameciidae. The record is from the annotation of a GenBank genome assembly.